UUCAGUACUUCUUCGUUGUUCACUUGUUCCUCUUUCCACUUUCCACCACUCUCCCGAAUCCUUGAGACGCUUCCCGAAUCCUUCACGAAUAAGUACCCCCAACCCCUUCGUGUUCCCAAAAACCCUCUUCUUCAUUCUGUUCGUGAAUUUUAGAACCCUAUUCGAAGUUUUCCCUCUUUUCUUGUCUUCUACCCUUUCUUCAAUCGAGCAACAAUGGCAAAAGAAGGACCUAACUGGGAUGGAUUACUCAAAUGGAGCAUUGCUAACUCCGAUGGAAGUCGCCCCACUCGCAAUUUAAGUGAAGAGGAUCGGAGAUGGUUUAUGGAAGCGAUGCAAGCACAGACCAUUGAUGUUGUAAAACGUAUGAAAGAGAUUACCCUUGUAAUGCAGACUCCAGAGCAAGUCUUGGAAUCUCAGGGUGUUACCCCUGCAGACAUUGAAGAUUUGUUAGAUGAGUUGCAAGAGCAUGUUGAGUCGAUUGAUAUGGCCAAUGAUCUCCAUUCAAUUGGUGGGUUGGUUCCGCUUCUUGGUUACCUCAAGAACUCCCAUCCCAAUAUUCGUGCAAAGGCUGCUGAUGUUGUAACCACGAUAGUCCAGAAUAAUCCUCGUAGUCAGCAACUUGUUAUGGAAGCAAAUGGCUUUGAACCUCUUAUUUCCAAUUUCACUUCAGAUCCUGAUGUGAAUGUUAGGACUCAGGCACUUGGAGCAAUCUCUUCACUGAUUCGGCACAACAAAUCUGGCAUAGCUGCCUUUCGUCUUGCAAAUGGUUAUGCAGCCUUAAAAGAUGCUCUAACUUCUGAAAAUGUGAGGUUUCAAAGGAAGGCUCUCAACUUGAUCCAUUACCUUUUGAAUGAGAAUACUUCAGAUUGCAGCAUUGUAAAUGAGCUAGGAUUUCCACGGAUACUGAUGCACCUUGCCUCUAGUGAAGAUUCAGAUGUCCGAGAAGCGGCCCUCCGAGGACUUCUUGAGCUUACUCGUGACAAAAAAGAAGUUAAAAAUGAAGCUUCCGCAGAAGAUGAUGAGAAAAUGAAGCAACUUCUUCAAGAACGAAUAAAUGGAAUCAGUUUGAUGUCAGCUGAAGACCUUGGGGCGGCCAGGGAGGAGAGGCAGCUUGUGGACUCCCUCUGGAGCACUUGCUUCAAUGAGCCGUCAUCUCUUCGAGAAAAAGGUCUUCUUGUUUUGCCUGGAGAAGAUAAUGCAGCUGCCCCUCCUGAUGUUGCCAGCAAAUUUUUCGAGCCACCACUUCGAUCUUCAGCCGCAAACCCCAAUUCCAAGAGAGAAUCCAAAAAUGAAAAGAAGGAGGCUCCUUUGCUUAUAGGGCCAGGGCCGCCUCCUCGGAACAGCGACAAUCAAGGUAGUUAGAGUAAUGCAAGUUUUUCAGAGGGAUACUUGUAAAUGAAGCUUUUGUCCACUCAUUUUUCAUUGUCUUCUACACAUUCAUAGGCUUUAGAUUAAGUAGUGACUUCCCUUUUCUCACCCAGAUUCUCCUUUCAUGGGGUGUUCUAAGUUGAUAAGUUAUUAUUCUCCCUCAAUUUGAUUUGUGAGUUGUUGCGCCAUCUUGCUGUAUGAGUAUUGACACAUUCCGAAA
Arachis duranensis is the source of this 1588-nucleotide messenger RNA. RefSeq names its product hsp70 nucleotide exchange factor FES1. The transcript has 6 exons. The record is from RefSeq and is a predicted model, not a curated record. Gene Ontology annotation, molecular function: protein binding. NCBI's taxonomy places the organism in Eukaryota, Viridiplantae, Streptophyta, Magnoliopsida, Fabales, Fabaceae. The coding region runs from base 214 to 1362 and encodes 382 amino acids.